This is a messenger RNA of Ilex paraguariensis (yerba mate), 327 nucleotides long. The record is from the annotation of a GenBank genome assembly. Lineage: Eukaryota; Viridiplantae; Streptophyta; Magnoliopsida; Aquifoliales; Aquifoliaceae.
AUGCUCUCUACUGGAAUCUAUUCAUAUGUUGAUGUUAGAGAUGUUGCAUAUGCACAUGUUCAAGCAUUGGAGAUUGCUUCAGCUAAUGGCAGAUACUGUUUAGUUGAGACAGUGACAUACUCUUCUGAAACUCGGAAGAUAUUGCACAAGCUUUACCCUACUCUCAACAUUCCAAAAAAGUGUAAAAAUGAAAAGUUGCUUGUCCCACCAUUCCAAGUAUCGAAGGAGAAGGCAAAAAGUUUGGGCAUCGAUUUCCUUCCUCUUGAAGUGAGCCUUAGGGACACCGUAGAAAGUUUAAAGGAGAAGAAAUUUCUAAAUUUUGAAUAA